AUGGAAGUUGGACAUGCCAUUCAGGAAGUCUUCCCUUUCGAUGUCCAACAUAUCAUAACGUUGGUGAAGAAUCUUAAAUCAUCUUGUCCUUACAGAAUCAAAUCAGAACAUCUGAAGAACCUACCGCCAUCCCUCAUCGAGCCACUGGCGAGGCUCUUCACUCAUUAUCUGUUGGAAUGCAAGAGUCCUAAGCAAUAUAAAACCAGCAAGACCGUGCAGUUGCAAAAGAAGGGAGACCAGGAAGACAUCGACAAUUAUCGCCCAAUCUGCUUAAUCUCUGUCAUCAACAAACUCUUCACAACAGUAAGAGUCGCGGAUAGAAAAAUGUUAGAUGAAGGCCAACCAUGCGAGCAAGCAGGGUUUUCAAAAGGUUCAGUACGAUUAACCACAUAUGCACCGUUUCAAAACUCAUAG
Molecule: messenger RNA, 414 nt
Organism: Necator americanus (New World hookworm)
Lineage: Eukaryota; Metazoa; Nematoda; Chromadorea; Rhabditida; Ancylostomatidae
Exons: 1
Coding region: 1-414 (137 amino acids)
Source: RefSeq, a predicted model, not a curated record